CCGGCACUUUGGGCGGGGCUGAGGGCUGGAAGGGGCAGCGGCUCUCGAUACGUCAUCUCUGUGCGCCGGCGGGAGGGCGACUCCUGGGCACAUCAUGUCCAAACUGAGGGUGUCCCGUGUGGGGCUUGGGAUGCUGCUGGGUGCGGCUGCAGGGAUCGGGCUCUUGUAUGUAUUCUACAAACAGAGGCGGAAAAGGCCCUGGUGGGGACGCAGCUCCAGGCACUCUGGGGUUCAGUACAUGCAGAACUCUGUGGGGCCCCAUGAAAAUGCAGAGACUCGGGGGCACCAUAACCAGGUUCUGCUUAUAAGACAAGCACCAAUGGAGGCUGGUGAUGGCAUUCCAUACACAACUCUUUUAACACAAGAAGAGCAGGUGGAAGUGCUGAACCGUCUGGACUUUGUGCUGAAAAACAUUAUAGAGCUACGAAAAGAAGUGGAGGAGCUGAAGAACAGCCUGCAGAGUUUAGCUGGGGAGAUCAUUGGAGAAGUCAAGUCCCACCUGGAAGAAACCCAGAAGGUAACUCGGCGGAGGCGGUACCCAUUUCCUAGAGAGAGGAGUGAUUCCACAGGGUCCAGCUCUAUUUAUUUCACAGCCAGCUCAAGAGGGGCCAAUACAGAUGAUGGUGAAAGUGAAGGAGGGUACACCACAGCCAAUGCAGAGUCUGACUAUGACCGGGAGUCAGAGAGAGAGAGUGAGGAAGGGGAAGAUGAAGUGAGCUGUGAGACAGUGAAGACUGCACGGAGGGAUUCACUGGACCUAGUCAAUGAGGAUGAAACUGUUUUGGUCUUUGACUCUACAGUGGAGGAGGAAUUUGGUCAGCUGCUGCAGCAGGCUGACCAGCUGCAUAGUGGGAAUAACCAGGAGAAGAGGGAAGGAUUCCAGCUGCUGCUUAACAAUAAACUGGUGUAUGGAGACCGGCAAGAUUUCCUUUGGCGCCUGGCUCGAGCAUACAGUGAUCUGUAUGAAAUCACAGAGGAUGCAGAUGAAAAGAAAUCAUAUGCUUCUGAUGGGAAAGAAGAGGCAGAGGCAGCUCUACAGAAAGGGGAUCAAAGUGCUGAGGGUCACCAGUGGUAUGCUAUUCUUUGUGGCCAGUUCUCGGAACAUGAAAGUAUUCAGAAGCGUAUUCAAGCUGGGUAUGUUUUUAAGGAACAUGUUGAUAAAGCAAUUGCCCUGAAACCAGAUGACCCCAAGUCUUACUAUCUUCUGGGCAGGUGGUGUUACCAGAUCGCUCAUCUGGGAUGGCUUGAAAGAAAGACUGCUUCUGCCUUGUAUGAAGCACCCCCUACAGCCACUGUCCACGAUGCAUUGCAGAACCUUUUAAAGGCUGAAGAGCUGAGCCCAGGAUUUUCCAAAGCAGGAAGGGUGUACAUUUCUAAGUGCUACAGAGACCUGGGGAAUAACUCUGCAGCUGUUCACUGGAUGACUCUGGCUUCAGAGCUGCCAGUUAUCACAAAUGAGGAUGAAAAAAUCAAGAGGGAGAUGGAGGAGAUGCAAGGAAUCUCAGAAGAAUAAGUAUUUUUUUAAGAGCCCAGUCCUCUGAUAACUGUGGUGUGGACAGGACAAAUUCCAGUCUAAAGGAUUUCACAAUCUGGACAACCUUGGAUUGGGCUUCAUGGGCAAACCACAGAUCUUACAAAGAACAAACCAAACUGCAGUUUCAACAGCACUUCCCUGAGGAGUUAAAUCUUGGCAGAGACUCACAGGACUAAACUCUAAUUCUGUUCAUCUGCCUGCCUGCCUGUUGCACCAGAUAUAGUCUAAUGAAUCAAGCACUUGACCUGUUCAGUGCAACAACCAUCAACUUGAUUGGAUUUUAGUUGUUUCCUCUAUGCCUUUGAUUUUCAUUCAUCCACCUACACUUCCCAAGAAGUAUUUAUUGCUCAUCUUCUACUGGGAGAGGACAUAAACAUGUGAAGUUCAAGAUGUGAUUAUUUUCCAUUAAACCUAUGGCUUGAAGUGGGGAGUGACAUUAGAUCAUAAGAAAGGGCAGUUACAAAGAAACCAUAAUACCAAAGGCAAAAGUUCUGCUCAGACCCUCCUCUUCUCCCUCUGAAAACAUCAGUGAUGCCGAGAGCCCACUCCUGUUGUCUCUUUGCAAGUUUAUCUAGCUAGUUAGUGGUUUUAGUCAUCAAGGUAAAACCAGCAAUACUCCAGCAUACAUCUAGGAGAGUAACAUCAUGGGACCAAUGCAUCUGCUUUCAGAGAUGUUCUUCAGAAAUAAGAAUUUAUGUUAAAGAAACGUAUCACUGCCAUAAGAGACCAAGUGAUAAAAUCUUAAACUUGGAACACAAACUGAAUUUUCUUCACUCACCAAAAAUGCUAAUCUUUUAAUCCAAGUGGAUGCUUUCAGAUUCCUUAAUUGUGAAAGUUCGCUGUUUUCUGCACUCAUCUAACCUUACCUACCUGAUGAAAAGAAGUUUAGGAGUUGCAGAGGCUGUUCAUUAUCUUUAUGAAGCACUUGCUGCAGAAAGAGAGGAACCACGUGGCAAAAUUGACAGUUCGGCACAAAUGCUUUCCACCUCAUUCUGCUAGAUAACAAAUUCAAAGUAUAAUCAAAAUGACACUUUGGGCUGUGUGGGCGGUGUCAAGCUAACCACUAAUAUUUGUUCCAGUCAGUUCCAAAUAGCAGGCAGUUUUUUUGUUUGUUUGUUUUUUCCUCCUCUAACACUUUUUUUUUUUCCAGAGGACAACACAACUCACCUUGUUCUAUGCACAGCAAUUUCUCCCAGGAAUCUAAUUGGGCUUCCUCAUACCUUUUUAAAAAUUUUCUAUUUUAGCUGGCAGCUAUCUGUGUGUGGGCAUUAAACACUUUAUUACAUGUUGUUAUAUAAUAUCAUGUCUGAUUUGCUGUAGAAUGGGAUUACAAAACCAAACAUUUAAGCUAAUUACACACCAUCUAAUAGAAAAUGAGGUCUGAUUGCCUUUCUUAACCACUUAUACAUACGUAUUAGGGGGACAUUUCUCAGGGAGGGUGGACCUUGGCUGAGUUUUCCCUGGUCCUGAUAGGAAUCAGAGCCUGACAAUUCACCAUCCUCUGUGGAGGAGGAAUCAGAGGAUUCUAGAUCUUUUAA
Messenger RNA from Mauremys mutica (yellowpond turtle), 3072 nucleotides. It is a transcript of the gene RMDN3, whose product is annotated as regulator of microtubule dynamics 3. Gene Ontology annotation, molecular function: microtubule binding. Bases 95 to 1513 code for a protein of 472 amino acids. The record is from RefSeq and is a predicted model, not a curated record. Gene Ontology annotation, cellular component: cytoplasm; mitotic spindle pole; spindle microtubule. NCBI's taxonomy places the organism in Eukaryota, Metazoa, Chordata, Testudines, Geoemydidae. The transcript is spliced from 13 exons.